CGACGGCGGUCCGACGGUGUCGACGGCGGCAGUGGACAGCGAACCGCCGAGUCGGAACACCAGGCGGCCUCGGCGGCCCCUCACAACUGUCCCCUCACCACGGACAGAGGCAGGUCAAAGACUGUGGGACGUAGUGAGGCUUGGGAUAAGGACAGGACUCAGACAUGUACCGGGGCAAGCGGCUACUAUCGGCUGCUGUGGUGCUGGCUCACCUCAGCUUCAACGUGCUCCCCACACACGCCUUCCCUCAGGAUGUCAGUAUCGGGAAGCCCCCUUCAGAAGAUGAACAUUCUCCAGCCCGCGACGUUGGCGCGCACCACAUCAUUCGAGAGUGUAUAAACACGACGUCUGCUGACGGCACGUUCUACAUCAAGUCGUCUGGGGACGGCUCGUCGGAGACCUGCGGCCUCUACCUCUUCUCGGACGCCAAUAACAUCAUCGAGGUGCAGCUGAACUACGUCAACGUGCCGUGCCACACCGGCGGCCGGGUCGCUCUGGUGGACGGCUGGGAGAUGAUGGGCGAGCUGUGGCCCAGCCCCUCCGACCACGGCCGGCCCGUCGAGGAGCGCACCGUCGAGCUGUGCGGCACGGCGCCGCCGCCGCGCCCGUUCGUCAGCGAGCAGAACGCCGUGCUGCUCCAGUACCGACUGCCGGCCGCCGGAUCGGCACUCUCCGUGCGCGUGCGGCACCUGCCCAACCCCCGGCCGUGUAACCAGCUGAUGGACGGCACCACUGAGGUAUUCUCCCUGCGCAACUUCGGCCAGCGCAGAAACUGCACACUGUUCAGCAUGAGUCCUGUGGAGGUACAGGUGUUGCCGUUCCGUGUGGGAGCGCCCUUGAGCGGCGGUGGGAGGCGCACGAGGGCUGCCCUGACCUCUACCAAGUGCGCGCGUCGCGGCUGGCCCGACUUUGUGGAGCUCGGCGAGGCCACCGGUCUGGACACUGACCGGUCGGCGGCAGUCAGCCGGCGUCUCUGUGGCAUCAGCUCGUCGGCCGGUCCGCCGGAGAGCGUGUGCGGCAUGUUCGUCUCGCGGCUGGUGUCGAGCGGCCUGUUCGACAACCACGUGCUGGUGCGCGCGCGGCUGCUGCCCUUCCAGCAGAUGCUGAGUCUGUGCGCCGCCGACUACGGCCUGGACGACCAGCAGCUGGAGGAGAGUCUGAAGGACUACAGCUGGUGAUGGGUGACGGGCCCGACCCGCCGCCGACCUCACCGUCACGGCUGAGAGCGCUGCUAUGUUCACAACCGGGCAUCUGCCAAUACACGAUGGAUAAUACCAAUACAGGAGUAAUACAAGAGUCUUGUACUUACUGCUGCUUCAA
Molecule: messenger RNA, 1320 nt
Organism: Amphibalanus amphitrite
Lineage: Eukaryota; Metazoa; Arthropoda; Thecostraca; Balanomorpha; Balanidae
Product: corticotropin-releasing factor-binding protein-like
Exons: 8
Coding region: 165-1178 (337 amino acids)
Biological process (GO): negative regulation of corticotropin secretion; negative regulation of corticotropin-releasing hormone receptor activity; hormone-mediated signaling pathway
Molecular function (GO): corticotropin-releasing hormone binding
Source: RefSeq, a predicted model, not a curated record